UUGUUACUUUAAUUUUCAGGAGUACAUCGAAUUUAAGAGACAGUGUUUAGAGAUGACGGUCGAGAAACUUCUGGAGCAGUUUGUCCUGAGCAAGUAUACUGGGCUGGAAAAGCCAGGGUGUGUAGAGUUCGAGGAGGUGUCAGUGGGCGGUGCUGUAUCUGAGGAGACGAAGCCGACACCCGCACCAGGGAUCAAGCGUGAAGGUAAUGCCAGUCAGUGGUCAGGAGCUAAACAAUCCCGCCGGACUACCUCCCUUCUCAAUCUCUUCAUGCCUAACUCCCAGGGUAUGUCUUCGUCAUCCCACAUUUGUAUUGUUUCUUUUACUUCCUCAUCUAUUGUUUCUGUCUCUUUGUUUUUUUUUUGUCAUUCAUUUUUCGUACAGUCUCGUGUGAGUGAGGUAGAGCAUGGUGUGUACUGUGUAGGGUGUGUAGAGUUCGAGGAGGUGUCAGUGGGCGGUGCUGUAUCUGAGGAGACGAAGCCGACACCCGCACCAGGGAUCAAGCGUGAAGGUAAUGCCAGUCAGUGGUCAGGAGCUAAACAAUCCCGCCGGACUACCUCCCUUCUCAAUCUCUUCAUGCCUAACUCCCAGGGUUAUUGUAUCCCAAUGUUCAAAGCAGCACGGACUGGACUGUGGUUAGUGAUGUCCACAGGCCACUCCGUGCUCCUUUAUGGGGCAGAGGUGUGGGCAGACGCUCACUGA
Molecule: messenger RNA, 700 nt
Organism: Homalodisca vitripennis (glassy-winged sharpshooter)
Lineage: Eukaryota; Metazoa; Arthropoda; Insecta; Hemiptera; Cicadellidae
Exons: 4
Coding region: 53-700 (215 amino acids)
Source: RefSeq, a predicted model, not a curated record